Strigops habroptila (Kakapo) is the source of this 1635-nucleotide messenger RNA. Its product is annotated as gap junction alpha-3 protein-like. Gene Ontology annotation, cellular component: connexin complex. NCBI's taxonomy places the organism in Eukaryota, Metazoa, Chordata, Aves, Psittaciformes, Psittacidae. The record is from RefSeq and is a predicted model, not a curated record. The transcript is spliced from 2 exons. The coding region runs from base 553 to 1404 and encodes 283 amino acids. Gene Ontology annotation, biological process: cell communication.
GUGCCCCCAGGGGCUGUGGCUGCUGCAGUGCCCGGGUUGGGCCAUGGCCAUGGUGCCCUGGCAGCUAUCGUGCAGGAGCAAGUGUCCCCUGGGUGGCAUUGAGCAGUGUCCAAGGGCUCGCGCUCUCCCAGCACCAGCCCCUGCAGCCCCAAAUAUAUUUAGAAAAGUGCCCAGACCAAAAAUAGAGGUAAAAUGUUUCUGCAGUGGCUGUUUCAUCUGCCAGUCACUGUGAAAGCCACCAAUGGGGCACACAGCUGCCUCAUGCCCCCAUAACCCUGCACCUAUCAAGAGACAGGCAGAGCCAGGCGGACCCAUCUGCAUCCCACUGAGGAGCCAGGGACCAGCUGGGAAGGGGCCUUGCAGCACCCACGCCACCUUGCCAAGGGGAGCUGACAGCGCGGGAGCAGUGGGCUCUGCCCCACGUGCCGGCCAACGGUGAGGGGUCCCCAUGCCACAUUGCCACCACGGUGCUCCCAGCUUGGCGGGACUGCUUUCUGCCGUAGGUCUUUGCUCCUGCUGCCCUCCCCACGACAGGGCACGGCGGCGCAUGCCAUGGGGGACUGGAGCCUGCUGGGGCGGCUGCUGGAGAAUGCCCAGGAACACUCCACGGUGGUGGGGAAGGUCUGGCUCACUGUUCUCUUCGUCUUCCGCAUCCUGGUGCUGGGGGCGGCCGCUGAGCGAGUCUGGGGUGAUGAGCUGUCUGGCUUCUCCUGUGACACACAGCAGCCCGGCUGCCAGAACGCCUGUUAUGACAGCACCUUCCCCAUCUCCCACCUCCACUUCUGGGUCCUGCAGAUCAUCUUUGUCUCCACUCCCAGCCUCAUAUAUCUGGGCCACAUCCUGCACCUGGUGCACCUUGAGGAGAAGGCACAGCAGCAAGCGGUGGCACGGGCCGUCAGCGGGGCCCGGCGGCAGCGCUCGAGGCAGCCCCGGCUCCCUGCAGGGGACAUGCGGGGACGGGUCUGCAUGCGGGGAGCCAUCCUGAGGACAUAUGUCUGCAAUGUUGUCUUCAAGGCUCUCUUGGAGGUGGGCUUCAUUGUGGGCCAGUAUGCCUUGUAUGGGUUCCAGCUGAAGCCCCUCUACACCUGCAGCCGCUGGCCCUGCCCCAACACCGUCAACUGCUACAUCUCCCGACCCACCGAGAAGACCAUCUUCAUCCUCUUCAUGCUGGGGGUGGCCUGCGUGUCCUUGCUGCUCAACAUGGUGGAGAUCUACCAUCUGGGUUUCACCAAGUGCUGGAAGGGGCCAGGCCCCAAGUCCCACGUCACCCUGCCCGGCAGCAGCAGCCCCACAGCUCCUGGCAGAACUCCCCCCAGCCUCACACCCCUGAAGAAGGGGGGUGCAUGGCUAGGGGUGGCCAGUGGGUCCCACAGGAAGGUGCGAGGGGCAGACCUGGCAGUGUGAACAGGGCCUGAUAGGAUGCUCUGCGAUGGGCAGUGCAUGGGUGGCCACAGUGGUGGCUCUGUCUCUGGGCCCUGCCAGGCUUGUGACGUGGACCCCAGAGCCGGCAUGAGAUGGGCUCCGUGAACAUGGCUGAGCCGCACCCUGUGCUCCUGGGAGCAGUGGGGCUGAGAGUAGCGCUGGGCUGGGGCCUGUCAACCCAGGGGGAGCAAAUAAAACACCUACUGCAUGUCA